Molecule: messenger RNA, 962 nt
Organism: Microplitis demolitor
Lineage: Eukaryota; Metazoa; Arthropoda; Insecta; Hymenoptera; Braconidae
Gene: Lipt2
Product: putative lipoyltransferase 2, mitochondrial
Exons: 1
Coding region: 102-803 (233 amino acids)
Biological process (GO): protein lipoylation
Cellular component (GO): mitochondrion
Molecular function (GO): lipoyl(octanoyl) transferase activity
Source: RefSeq, a predicted model, not a curated record
AUUAAUUAAAGUAAAAGAGCCAUAAAAAAAAUAUUUUUAAGUGAAUUAAAUUUUAAUCAAAGGACGACUUGACAAUAAGGAAAAUUAAAUUUUUAAAAAUAAUGGAAUCUCGUAUUGUUAAAUUAAUAUGGGCAGGACGUAUGAGAUAUAAAGCUGGUCUUUAUUUACAGAAGACUCUUGUGGACAAUCAUCAAAACAAUAAUCAAGAAAAUACUCUGGUAUUGAUAGAACACGAUCCUGUGUACACAAUAGGUAUCCGUGACAAAAAUUACACACCUGAGGAUAUAAAAAAACUCGAGGCAACCGGCGCCGAAUUUUUCAAAACAAAUCGCGGAGGUCUGAUAACAUUCCACGGACCAGGACAGCUGGUAGCGUAUCCAAUUUUGAAUCUCAAGCAAUUCAAACCCUCUGUCAAGUGGUACGUGGAUCAAAUAGAGAAGACUGUUAUCAGAUUAUGCGCGGAGAUGGGAAUAAAGGCUGAGACUUCGCCGCACACUGGGGUGUGGGUCGAUGAUAAAAAAAUUUGCGCAAUUGGUAUCCACGGCAGCCGUUUUAUUACUUCCCAUGGGCUGGCGCUUAAUUGCAACACCGACCUGUCGUGGUUCGAACACAUCGUGCCUUGUGGUAUUGAGGGUAAAGGCGUGACGAGUCUUUCUGAUCAAUUGAGAACGGAAGUAACAAUUGACGACAUUGUUCCUAUUUUUAAGAACUCGUUUCAGGAUCAGUUUAAAUGCGCGCUCGUUGAUUAUCAUCCUGGCAAGGCCUCGGAGUUACUGAGAGCCGCUGUUUCUUAUUCUAAAUAACGUAAUAAUAAUUAUUAUUAGCAAAUUAAUUAAUUAAUUGUUAAGAUUUGUGUUUAAAUAAUUUUUAAGAAGUAGAUAUUUUAAAAUAAAGUUUGAUAAUAUUUGAAUAAUUUAUUAACUAUAGCAUUUAAAAAUAAAAUAUACUAUUGUACAAGCUAA